CAGAGAUGGAAGCACUCAAGACGGCAGAGGCGGCGGGCGCGGCGGACGGAGGUGCGGCGGCGGCGGCGGCGGCGGCGGCGGCGGUCGAGGCUGCGCCCGCUGCAGCGGCCGAGCCGGAGGCUGCGGCGGGCAAGUCGGAGCCGGCAAAGGACGAGGCGCGCGACGAGAGGGAGCACCUAAACUUGGUCUUCAUCGGCCACGUCGACGCAGGCAAGUCGACCUUCUGCGGGCAGAUCCUCUACCAGACCAACCAGGUGGACGCGCGCACGAUCGAGAAGUACCAGGCCGAGGCCAAGGAGAAGAACCGCGACUCGUGGUUCCUCGCCUUCAUCAUGGACACCAACGAGGAGGAGCGCGCCAAGGGCAAGACGGUCGAGGUCGGCCGCGCCCACUUCGACUCGGAGAAGAAGCGCUACACGAUCCUGGACGCGCCGGGCCACAAGAACUACGUGCCAAACAUGAUUGCGGGCGCGUGCCAGGCGGACGUCGGCGUGUUGGUCAUCUCUGCUCGCAAGGGCGAGUUCGAGACCGGCUUCGAGCGGGGAGGGCAGACGCGCGAGCACGCGCUGCUCGCAAAGACGCUCGGCGUGCGGUUGCUGGUGGUUGUCAUCAACAAGAUGGAUGACCCCACGGUGAAGUGGUCAAAGGAGCGCCUCGAGCCUGAGUGCAAGGACAAGCUGUCCCCCUUCCUGAAGGGCUGCGGGUACAACGUCAAGAAGGACGGCGACGUCGUCUUUGUGCCCAUCUCGGCGCUCACCGCGGCCAACGUCAUCGCGCCAUUCUCCGAGCCGGGCUGGAUCGACGGGCCCUGCUUCCUGGAGGUGCUCGACCAGCUGCCGGCCUGCGAGCGCAACCGGGACAGCGCGCUGCGGCUGCCCAUCCUCUCCAAGUACAAGGACAUGGGCACCAUCGUCGAGGGCAAGGUGGAGCAGGGCACCAUCCGGGUGGGCGACAAGCUCUGCGUGAUGCCCAACCGCGUGACCGUGCUCCAGCUGUGGCUCGACCAGGAGGAGGUGUCGUACCUCAUCGGCGGCGAGAACGCGCGCGUCAAGCUCAAGGACAUCUCCGACGAGGACAUCAUGCCCGGCUUUGUGGUUGCGCCGCGCGGUGGCCUCGCCUGCCCCGCCGUGAAGCUGUUCGAGGCGCAGAUUCGGAUCGUCGAGCUGCUCGAGCACAAGUCGAUCUUCUCGGCGGGCUACACCGCCAUCCUGCACGUCCACGCCUCCGCCGAGGAGAGCACGAUCGUCCGGCUGACGAGCAGCAUCGACAAGAAGACGGGGCAGCGGUCCAAGAAGCCGCCCAUGUUUGUCAAGUCUGGGGCGAUCGUCACGUGUGUCAUCGAGGUUGAGCAGUCCGUCUGCCUCGAGCCGUUCGAGCAGUGCCCCCAGAUGGGCCGCUUCACGCUCAGAGACGAGGGGUCGACCAUCGGGAUCGGCAAGGUCCUCGCCCUCCUCGAUGAGGCAAAGUGAGGGUAGUGGCGUGUCCGUGUCCGGCGGCGCUUCCCGCCGCGGCG
This is a messenger RNA of Emiliania huxleyi CCMP1516, 1513 nucleotides long. RefSeq lists its product as hypothetical. The transcript has 8 exons. Gene Ontology annotation, cellular component: translation release factor complex. The record is from RefSeq and is a predicted model, not a curated record. The coding region runs from base 6 to 1469 and encodes 487 amino acids. Gene Ontology annotation, biological process: nuclear-transcribed mRNA catabolic process, deadenylation-dependent decay; translational termination; translation. Gene Ontology annotation, molecular function: GTP binding; translation release factor activity; GTPase activity. Lineage: Eukaryota; Haptophyta; Isochrysidales; Noelaerhabdaceae.